CUUCCAGCCACCGGAUGGUGAAGGUUGAGGAGGUGUAGAAGUGACUUCUGUCCUCGCAGGAUGGCGACAGCAAUGCAAGUCGCGAAAGAUAGAACUGACGGAUCAGAUUAGGCGGGCAUGACCCACCCGAUUGGUAAUCCCGCCAUUGGAGGUAGAUCUGACUCCAUUCUUCUUCGCACACUCGGUCGACUUCAUCUAUUCUUCUCACUCUGUCUCAUCCUCUCAAUAUACAACUCUACUCAGUCCUACCUUUAACACACAGCCCCUUCGUUACCCUGCAGAAUCGCUAACACAAGGCUCAAUGGUGGCAAUGGGCGGGGGACCCGAGUACCCGCAACGGGGUGAACACGAGCGCGAGCUGCUGCUCUGUGUACUACCGUGGCCCGAGAAGGCGUCAGAGAAGGUCAUUGGCGAAAUCAGAGAUGAGUUUCCGAAUCUGGAAAUGCAUUAUAUCGCCCAGACGUACGAGGACCUCAAGACGGGGAAGACAGAGGUCCCGGAAGACCUCUGCAAACGCGCCAGCUAUCUUGCAACACUAUCCUGGCUUCCGCUCCACGUCUCUUCGGUCCCCAACGUCAAGUUCAUCCAAUUCUACUCCGCUGGAACCAAUCAUGUCGCAAAGCAUCCAAUCUACACGGACUCCAAGAUCCCUCUCUGCAGUGCUUCAGGCGUUCACGGCCCCCAGAUUGCCGAAUGGGUCAUCAUGAUGGACCUCGUGCACAGUCACAAGUACACGAUACUGUACGACGCCCAAAAGAGGAAAGAGUGGAAACAGAAGGUCGGGAUGGAAGGGGUGAGUGAUAACGUAGGCAAAAGAGUGGGAGUCUUGGGUUACGGGUCCAUUGGCAGACAAGUCGCGCGUGUGGCGAAAGCCAUGGGCAUGGACGUGAUCGCAUACACGGCAUCGCCACGGCCGACACCCGAAUCCAGGCGCGAUGGGGGCUUCAUUGUGCCCGGGACCGGAGACCCCGAGGGCGAGUACCCAAGUGCGUGGUUCAGUGGCCUGAACAAGGACAGCCUGCACGAGUUCUUGAAGCAGAAGAUCGAUCUGCUGGUAUUGAGUGUGCCGUUGACAAAGGAAACAACGCACUUCCUGUCCACCGAGGAAUUCGCCCUCCUCAACGAGGUCAACCCCGCCGGCACCUACAUCGCCAACAUCAGCCGCGGCCAGGUCAUUGACCAGCCCACCCUUGUUAAAGCUCUGGAGCGCAAGCAGAUCCGCGGCGCAGCACUUGAUGUUACGGAUCCGGAGCCGUUGCCCGCGGAUGAUCCGCUCUGGACGGCGCCGAACUGCUUGAUCACCCCGCACGUUAGUGGCAGCACUACCGUCUAUGCUGAGAGGGCGUUCCAGGUGCUUAGGGAGAAUCUCAGACGCGAGAGAGAUGGAAAGCAUUUGGUGAAUGAGGUCGAUAGGGAUAGGGGUUACUAAAUAGAACGAUGGCUGCGCUCAGGCCUGUAGAGGGGGGAUUUCAGCAGUAAGACGGCAUCUGGUGAGUGAAGUUGAUAGGGAGAGAGGCCAUUAGGAGGGUGAAGCGUCGAAAUAGAUGUGCUAGAAGAAGGAUGAUUGAUGAUCAUGGGGUUAUGAAUGAACAUAUAGAACCAAGCGUACACUACGGGAAUAGCAUACGGAGUUUUGUC
Trematosphaeria pertusa is the source of this 1638-nucleotide messenger RNA. RefSeq lists its product as uncharacterized. The record is from RefSeq and is a predicted model, not a curated record. Gene Ontology annotation, molecular function: NAD binding. The transcript has 4 exons. The coding region runs from base 311 to 1429 and encodes 372 amino acids. NCBI's taxonomy places the organism in Eukaryota, Fungi, Ascomycota, Dothideomycetes, Pleosporales, Trematosphaeriaceae.